AUGCAACCAGAUUUAACGCGCCUGACUCUGGGAACUGGCGAUGCUCAGCCUGCUGCCAUGUCUGCGUACAGUGGUGGUGCGUCACGGUCAUCGCAAUAUACACCGCGACAGAUGAGAGUCACGGACGUCACACGAGAGUUCUCAGAUGCUUCUGCAGAAUUGCGGCAGGGACAAUUGGUCAAGGAUGAUUUCUUUACGCUUUUCGAGGCUGUCGGAGCACUAGAGGUAACUCGGCUCUCUCGGAUAUCAUAG
Messenger RNA from Aureobasidium vineae, 252 nucleotides. The record is from the annotation of a GenBank genome assembly. NCBI's taxonomy places the organism in Eukaryota, Fungi, Ascomycota, Dothideomycetes, Dothideales, Saccotheciaceae.